CCUGACCCAUCUUGACCCCAAGUCCCCCAUCCGGCUUGUGAAGCCAUGGCACGCCGUGUGCGCGCCGAAGCCAAGUCGUUGCGCCGUUGCGCAUGGGCGCUGUCAGCCGAUGGCAUUUCAAGAGCAUCGGUCUUGAGACCGCAAAUCACAGAAACAGAACUGGAAGUGGUGCCUGACCGGCCAACAGUCGAUGCUGCGCCGGCGCCUCCCGAGCUGCCCCAAGCGCCUCCAGAACCGCCAUCGCCGGGUCCGGCCCCGGAGCUUUGCGCACCUGAGGAACCAGGAACCAUGGACGCCGCAGAUCCACCAGCAACGACGGUGCUGCCGCUGUUCGCCCAAGCUCCACCGGGUGCGCAGAUGGAAAGCGUCAUGGUGAACGCCUUUGCGAUGGUGAAUCCACCACCACCUUGGAAUGCUCUUGCAGAAUGUCGUCAGCAAGCUGAACGUUUGGCUGAGUUGGAAAGCGAAGUCCUGGAGGAAUGCCGGGCGCGGCAGGACAGACUCUUCCGCGCGGAAUUGCAGGAGAAGCAGGAUGAACAUGAAAAGCGCUGGAAGCACUGCGAGAGAGACUUCGAAGCCCAGAUCGCCCUGUUGGAGCGGCGGGUGAUGGAGACCCGACUCGCCAAUCAGGAGGCCGAGAUGCAGAUGCAGCAGGAUGCCCGGCUUCGUCAUCAGGUGGUGCAGGAACGUUGCAACGUCCUGGCCACCAAGCUGGCGGAAGAACAAGCGGAGUUCAAUACGAAGCACUUCCAGGUGGAGCAGACAGUUUCAAGUCUCCAAGCCGAGCUCUUGCAGUCACAAAAGGAGAUGGAGGCCGUCAAGCUUCAGGAACGGUCGCUGUCCAGCUGCCUCCACGAAGAGCUCAGCGCUGAGGCGCGCUGCGCCCACUUCGUCGCGGUGGAGGAGGAGAGCCGAAAGGCGCAGGAGGCCUUGUUGGGCCAGCAGCUACAGCAUCGAGAAGCCAUGACCAGCUGUCAAGAACAACGUUUUGAGAUGGAAGAGAGAUUGCAUCACUCCGAGCACUUGCAGCAAAUGGCCAGGCACCUUAGUGAGACAGAGGAAGAGGUGGCGCAGCGGGCGCAGGGGCACGAACGGCAGACGCAGGAGAAGCUGCAAGAGGUCCAACUGGAGAAGCAGGACUUGGCGUCUUCUGUCAGAGUGCUCACUGCAGAAGUCCAGGCAUCCCAAGAACAGGUUUCCUGGGAGCAUGAGCAGUGGCAGAUGCUGAAGUUGGAAGUGAAGGAAGCGCGAGCAAAGCAGGAAGGACUGCUCGUUGAGGUGCAGGCUGCUCGAGACUUUGCAACAGAGGCGACCAACAGGGCUGAAGCAGAACAACGUGAACGCUUGCGAGACCUCCGGGAUUUCCAGCGGAUUCUGCGACAGCACCAGGAACGCUUGGACCUGCAGCAGCGGAAAGAGAUAUGGGCAGAACUGCAAAAGGCAGUGACUGGGACCAGUGAAGAGCUGAUGGACUUUGAGUUCCCGUGUGAUGAACAGCUCGAAGGCUUGAAGCCAGACUGAGCGCUGUGCCUGCGCUUGGGUUCCAUGCCACCGGCACAAGAUCGGCAGCUGGAAAACAGGAUGCUGAAUGAUCCUGAAACUGCGGGGAAAAUCAGAUCCCAGCAGCUCCAACCCAG
This is a messenger RNA of Cladocopium goreaui, 1637 nucleotides long. The record is from the annotation of a GenBank genome assembly. NCBI's taxonomy places the organism in Eukaryota, Dinophyceae, Suessiales, Symbiodiniaceae.